CGACAUAUAACUUUUAAAAGUUUGUAAACUUUUCAUUUUAAUCACAUUGGCACAAACACGUACUGGUUUUCGUUUUCUAUUCUAAUCAAUUACCCAGCAAGAACAGCCUACAAAAUGUACAAAAUUACGCGAGUGCCAUCGAUUUUGGCCAAAAAUGCGGUCAACUCCAUGCAGCGUGUGGCAACAAUUGCCGCAUCGACGCAGUCGCAGCAGCGCAGCUAUCACAUAACGCCCGGCCAGCAGCAGCAGACGAAAUCCGCCAAUCCGGAUGCGAUCUCCAAGCAAUAUCCGGUUAUCGAUCAUGCUUACGAUGCAAUCGUUGUCGGCGCCGGCGGUUCAGGAUUGCGUGCUGCAUUCGGAUUGGUCGCCGAAGGCUUUCGCACGGCUGUCAUCACGAAACUAUUCCCAACACGUUCACAUACGAUAGCCGCCCAGGGCGGCAUUAAUGCGGCACUGGGUAAUAUGGAGCAGGACGAUUGGAAAUGGCAUAUGUACGAUACGGUGAAGGGUAGCGAUUGGCUGGGCGAUCAGGAUGCCAUCCAUUAUAUGACACGCGAGGCGCCCAAGGCCGUCAUCGAGCUGGAGAACUACGGCAUGCCCUUCUCCCGCACCCAGGACGGCAAGAUCUAUCAGCGUGCGUUUGGCGGUCAGAGUCUGAAGUUUGGCAAGGGUGGACAGGCGCACAGAUGUUGUGCCGUCGCCGAUCGCACAGGUCACUCCCUGUUGCACACCCUCUACGGUCAAUCCCUCAGUUACGAUUGCAAUUAUUUUGUCGAGUAUUUCGCGCUGGAUCUAAUCUUUGAGGAGGGCGAGUGUCGUGGCGUUUUGGCCAUUAAUCUGGAGGAUGGCAGUUUGCAUAGGUUCCGUGCACAGAAUACGGUAAUUGCUACCGGUGGCUAUGGACGCGCCUUCUUCUCGUGCACCUCGGCGCAUACGUGCACCGGUGAUGGUACUGCUCUUGUGGCCCGUCAAGGUCUGCCCUCGCAGGAUUUGGAAUUUGUCCAGUUCCAUCCGACGGGCAUUUAUGGAGCUGGCUGUCUGAUUACCGAGGGUUGCCGUGGUGAGGGCGGUUAUCUCAUCAAUUCGAAGGGUGAACGCUUCAUGGAACGCUAUGCGCCAGUUGCCAAGGAUUUGGCCUCUCGUGACGUCGUCUCACGCUCGAUUACUAUUGAGAUUAUGGAGGGUCGUGGCGUUGGACCCGAUAAGGAUCAUGUCUUCUUGCAACUGCAUCAUUUGCCACCCAAACAGCUGGCGGAACGUUUGCCCGGCAUCUCCGAGACGGCCAUGAUCUUUGCCGGUGUGGAUGUGACCCGUGAACCGAUUCCUGUGCUGCCCACGGUCCAUUACAAUAUGGGUGGCAUACCCACCAACUAUCGUGGCCAGGUGCUCACCAUCGGUGCGAACGGUGAAGAUAAAAUUGUGCCUGGUUUGUAUGCUGCCGGUGAGGCUGCCUGCAGCUCGGUGCAUGGUGCCAAUCGUUUGGGUGCCAAUUCCCUGCUGGAUCUGGUUGUCUUUGGACGUGCCUGCGCAAAAACCAUUGCCGAGGAGAACAAACCCGGUGCACCGGCGCCAACGAUCAAGGAUAAUGCCGGCGAGUUCUCGGUGGCCAAUUUGGAUAAGUUGCGCCAUGCCAAUGGUCAAAUAAGCACAGCCGAUCUGCGCCUCAAGAUGCAGCGUUGCAUGCAGAACCAUGCCGCCGUAUUCCGCGAUGGACCCAUCCUCCAAAAGGGCGUCGCAGAAAUGAAAAAGAUCUACAAGCAAUUCCAGGACGUCAAAGUGAUCGACAAAUCGCUUGUGUGGAACUCGGAUCUGAUUGAGACACUGGAGCUGCAGAAUCUGCUGGCCAAUGCACAGAUGACCAUUGUUGGCGCCGAGGCGCGCAAGGAGUCGCGUGGCGCACAUGCUCGCGAAGAUUUCAAGACGCGCAUCGAUGAAUAUGAUUACAGCAAGCCCGUGGAUGGCCAAACGAAGAAGCCCGUUGAGCAGCACUGGCGCAAGCAUACCCUAGCCUGGGUUACCAACGAGCAGGGUGAUAUCGACCUCAAAUACAGACCUGUCAUCGAUUCAACGCUCGAUCAGGAGGUGGAAACGGUGCCGCCAGCAAUUCGCUCCUAUUAAACCAAUGGCUAACAACUACACACACACACAUACACACACACACUUACACUCUCACACAUACACACUCGCGAGUUUACUUAACUGCUGUGUCUGUCGGUGUCUGUUGAAAAUUCAAGUCGCAAAUUGAAGUGCUGCAAUACUUAAAACAAAUCCUUUUCAACUCGUUUGCUGUCGCUUUCUCCGAUUUGAUGUACCCAAAAUGAACAAUGUUUAAUAAUUGAUAUAUAUACAUAUAUAUAUCUAUAUAUUUUGAAUUUGUACGCUUACCAACGCUCUCCACAAUAAUUAUACAAAUCAUAUAUAUUUUACAAUGUUA
Molecule: messenger RNA, 2434 nt
Organism: Drosophila grimshawi
Lineage: Eukaryota; Metazoa; Arthropoda; Insecta; Diptera; Drosophilidae
Gene: SdhA
Product: succinate dehydrogenase [ubiquinone] flavoprotein subunit, mitochondrial
Exons: 6
Coding region: 115-2118 (667 amino acids)
Biological process (GO): tricarboxylic acid cycle; mitochondrial electron transport, succinate to ubiquinone
Molecular function (GO): electron transfer activity; succinate dehydrogenase (quinone) activity; flavin adenine dinucleotide binding
Source: RefSeq, a predicted model, not a curated record